This is a messenger RNA of Acromyrmex echinatior (Panamanian leafcutter ant), 5727 nucleotides long. RefSeq lists its product as uncharacterized. Lineage: Eukaryota; Metazoa; Arthropoda; Insecta; Hymenoptera; Formicidae. The record is from RefSeq and is a predicted model, not a curated record.
UAAUAUCACCACCAUCGGUCCCGUCGGCUAUUUGAUCAUUCACCACGUAAAACCCGUACACCUCCCGAUCUCCUGCCAUCCAUGAUACCGGCCACGAUCAACGCGCUAAAGCUCGACCUGGAGAAGAAGAAAAAAUCUGAGGAGCGAUCCUUCCUCGGUUCUUAUGACUCUCCGUUGUCGUCGUCAUCGUCGGAAGACGAACAGCUCGCAAACGAAGAAAACGAACGCUCACGGCAAAAAGGAGGCAAGGAAAGUGACGGAAGGAGGCCAAUGGCGGAGCAAGAGAAAAAAGUUUCCGAUGAAAACAACGAGGAGCUUCUGCUGCCCUGGAAAGCCAAGGUCCGAGAAGAGAUCCGAUCGCGAACGCUGAUCGAAGAAAUAUCGGAAUCUAAACAUGACAUCGCUGGUGAUGCAGAAAGAAAACACGCAGAUCAAAUUUUGAAUAACUAUGAAAGUAUAUACGAUUCACUCGGUGAUGGUAUCGUCAACAGGAAGACUGUCUCUCCUAAGAAAGAAGUAUUGGAACUGCAAUUAGAAAAAGAAAAGACAGCAGAUUUACAAGAAUCAAUCAGUAACAAUAAUAAAGCUAACGAUUGUAAAAGCGAGAGAACGUUUGCCUGUUCAGUAUCGUGUGACACAUCGGAUCUAAAACAGAUGUUAGAAGAAUACCAUAAACCUGCUAAUGCAAUCACCAACGAGGAAGAUAUAUUGAGUAAAAGUAUCAAGAGCUAUCAAAGAAAAAACAAAGACUCUCCGUUCGGUUCUAAACUUAGCAGCAUCCGAGAAGAAAUGAGAGAAUUCUGCGACAGUAUGGAUAGGUUUAUUGACGAAAACAAGAUAGUGUUCAAGAAUGGCGAAGUGGAGGGAUUCUGGGGCGAGAAAAAGAUGGUGGACCAAAAUUUACAAACUGAUUUUGUUGAUGAUAGGAAGACCCAAGAAACUGGAACCAAGGUUUCCGUGAGCGAGGAAGAUAAACUACGAUGGUGGAGUACCAAGGAAAGAAAACUGAAGGUCAAGGAGAUCUUAAAGAAGCGAGAGGACGAAGCAAAGAAAAACAAAGUGGAGGCAGAAGAUACCAAAAGAGCUGAAAAAUCCGAUCGCUCCGAUUCGUCGGAAGAUAAAAAGCAGCUGACCGAUGCUACAAGUUAUUUUCAGGAUGACUACGAUUUGAUGAUGCUAAAGACUUGCCCGUCAAGUGUCCUUCCGGAUUCAAUGGAAACAUAUUCCGUGAAAAACACGGAAAAUUAUGAAAGCGAGCAACCUGUAAGUAUGCAGCAAGAAGAAUCGCACGGAGUGUUCCACAGUCUCUUUGCUGAAUUGAGAAAUCGGGACAUUCGGGAGUGCGUACACAAACCGAAAAUUUCAACUAAAUUAAUGGCUCUAGAGGAGAAACUGGAUAACGAAAAAUUAGCCAUUGAUACAGAGAAGAAAAAUAUCUGUACUCUCAUCAAUACGAAGGAUCUUGUUAGUUCUAAUGAACAGUAUUCGGAACAUGAAAAUAGUGCAGAGAAGAAUAAUUCUGUAAAAAUUGAGAUUUUGGAAGACAAAAUUAACGAUCUUUCAUUCGAAUCUCCGGAAAGGAAGAAAAACAUCGAUGAAUCUGACGACGAUUCCUUUAAGACGGCAUUGUCCGUUCAAGAAGACUCGCAAAUUUUGGAAAGCAGUUAUGAAUUACCAAAAGUUUUAAAAUUGACUAACAAGGAAAAUAAUUUUGACAAAAUUAUUGAUUCAAUUCAAAAUGAAAAUAUCGAUCUUUCAAUGGACAAUAAUUGGAAGGAAGUAAUUUCAAAUAAAAAUCAUAACGACGCGAUUUAUGAAAAUGAGAAAAUCAAUGACGAAUUAGAAAAAUCUUCUGAUAAAACGGAGAUAUCAAAAAGCGAGCGAGAAUUUUCAACUGAAACAGAACAAUCUAAUUCUCAAAUGGAAUCGCUCGUUCGAACGAUAGAUCGUUUAUCUCUAGAAAGAGCGAGUCACUCUUCAAGACUGACGGGCAAAAGAACUCGCGAAGCGGAGGAUGUCGAGGUGAGCAAUAAGAAAUCUUUUCUCAUCAAGGAAACGAAUCCCGGAAAGAAACUGGAGGAACGCAAAUCUCGUAGUCAAAUCUCUGAGAGAUGCAGACAGCACAUGAUACAAGAAACGAAGAAAUUUGCGAGGAAAGUAUCGCCGUUGAUCGACAAAUGUAUAACGCAUCUAAUAAAAGACGCGGAAAAUGCAAACGGGAAAUCGCAAUGCUAUAAAUACAAUCGGAGGAAUCUUAGAGAAUACUUGCCAUCUGAUUACCCUUCAAAAAUGAAUCUUAGUAAGCCCGCGGGCGAUUUUGGAGAACAAAAUAAUUGCCACGAUAAGUAUGACAAUAAAUCUAAUGACGUGACAAAUACGUAUUCUGAAAGACAAGAAUUGAUGACGGAACAAACGAUCAAUUCGCAAUUCGCUGCGUCAGUUCAUCGUUCUGAUAUCCAAUCAUUCGCCAAUCUUUUUCGACAAUCCCAAAACUCUGAGUCGCAGUCACCAGCAGUAAAUGCCAAUGUAUCACUUUAUGAAGAAUUUUGCGAUCAUCUGCAUAAAUUAGACAACAGCAAGAAAUUGCUGAUUAAGCCAGAUUUCACAAUGGACAAUAAUGAAUCAGAAGAAAUAUCUGAUAAUAAAUUACAGAAUACUGAAUGUUCGAUAAAAAAAUCAAUUAAAUCACUAAUCCAAAUAGUUUCUGAAUGUCCUACGACGUCUAAAAAUUCUGAACAAAUCUCAUCAGAACGAAAAGAAAUUAAAUUAUCGCAUGGCUCGCAAACUACUUCCUAUUGCAAACAGAAAGAUGCUGUCCUCAGGAAAUCCGAAGAGGAAACUGAGACAUCUGAUGAUUCUGAAAAGCAUAUUAAUGAAGAAAGCGCAGUUAAUGUAAAAGAAGGAAUAAAAGUCGAAACGUUUACAACAUCGUGUACAAUAGAAAAUACAGAAUACAAGGAAGAGUGUGUAUUACCAAAAGAAGAAGAACGCAAACCCGUCACGACAAAUAUGAAAAAGAGUAUAGAAAUGCAAGUUGCACAGGAGAAUUAAAAUGGAUCAUUGUUUUACUACAUUAUUUUUGGAUAAACAAUCGCAGUUAAUGUACAUAACGCACAUUAAUCGAGAAAAAACUGUAAGACUAGGAAUGGACUUUGCUUUCGAGGAAGCAAGUUUUCAUGCGAUUGAAGACUUUGUUAUAGGCGAUGUAACGUUCGUUAGUUUAAGUUUAGAGAAUAUUCAAUAUUUUUCUUGCUCUUCUAUUUGAAAUAAAUGUGUUACUUUCAUAAGACUCAUUUUAAAUGCGGAAACUUGGAAACUUUAUCGAAAGAAACGACAGGUGGUGAAACAGGUCGACCUUCUACUACGUACACUUUAUUUUUGUGUCCACACUCACAUCAAUUAUAUAAUAAUAAUAAUAAUAAUAAUAAUAAUAAUAAUAAUAAUAAGAAUGACGAUGGCGGUGACGUGUCGAUGAAUCGUAAUUAAUAAUAGUAAUAAUAAUUAAUCCGUAAUUAUGUGCAAUGAUAAUCGGUCGCACGCAAAAGAAAUGGUAAUCUCUGUCACGUUUAAAUAUAUUAUAUCUUUACCGUCACCAUCAGCCUCUCUCCAUCAGCCAUAUUGGCUUCCAGACGGAUCCUAGAUGGAUCUCAGAUCACUCACUCCUGCAGAAGCUAUCACCUUGACACUUGGCAAGAAGCUCUUGAUAUUAUAAUAUAUUUAUAUAGAGUGAUACCGCGUGUAACGAAACUGUCUCCCUUCCUGUCAUCCGACUUCUUUCAUCUUUAUCACUUCCCUCACUCUUCGCGCACUCCAUUUCGUAUUAUUUAUGCAGAGGAUCUAUAUCCCUUCCUCUCGAACAAACGUAAGGAUUACAUACCUGCUAGGAUCGUUUAUAGGUUUAUAAAUAUGCACGUAUAUGUAUAUCACACCUCGCUCUCCUCCGCGAAACAGGCACGCGAAAAUCAAAUUUGGUAUUUCGUUUCUGUUUUUCUUUCUCUUUUUUUCUGCACCUUUCUUCUCUUCUCCUCGCAUUCAUCCUUAUUAUUAUGUAGUUACUUGUGUUCUCGUGCGCUUCUUUUCUUUCUCGCUCGCAUCCUCGCUUGCUCCCUAUAAUUGUAAGUUAUUCUCCAGAACGUGCCAAGUGACGACCAAGAGCGGAUCAACGCUUCGAGAAUGAGGGAAUCCGAUCCACGGGAAAUGACGAUCCACGGUUAGAUUAUUUCUUUUGUGCGAAUGUGAUUCUGCGUGAUGAUUCUUGUCGCCAUCCAUUGAUCAGCGCUUCAUCGACACUUGCACGCCUCUUUGGAUUUAUCUCCUCGUACUAUAUCGUAUCGUUAUCGCGAUCAUAUUUAUGGUUGUUAUCCAUCGAGGUUAAUGGUUAUUUGAUGCGUUGCAGUCCUUACACCUUACGACUUAUGGUUUACGUUACAGAGAGUAUCUUACAUGCUAAGUUUCUCUUUCCAAAAAUUAGGAAGUCCGCCGUUCUUUCUUUGUUCUUUCUUUUGUCCCUUGUUGUAGGGUUGUCGUCAACUUCAUCGUCAAAUACGUUCAGUUUCGUCGAUACCUAUCAAAAUUGAACGAUGCCUUUGUGAGGAAAAGACGCUUCUCAUUAUCCGCUUUGUUUCUCAAGAGAGAAUAUGAAAGAAGCAAUUGUCCUCGACACUGUAGCAGACUUAAUGCCGGUUACCCUAAUUUGCAAUCACGAAGUAAAAGCAACGAAACCUCUGUCACACUUCAUCUAUCGCAUUUCCACUCUUUUUUUUAUUUUGCAACUUGAUUUUUAUUACAAGAGAUCGUUUAAUUAUUUUGACACCGAAAAACCGCGUCAGUCUUUUACUCUGAUACAAUAAAAAUAAAUCCUCUCUCGUCGUUUCUUCCAUCAUACUUUUUUCAUACUUGUUCCCGGUUCGGACGAAGCUUCGUCGUAACUUAAUUAAAAGCGAUGUAUUUUUAUCUCGUAAAAGAGCGCGAUUUAUAAACGUUUUUCGCUGAUAAAUUCUGGCAAACUUUGUACUUUAAUAAUUAUUUUAUAUAAGUAAGGUUGUGAUUGUAACGUCGCGUCGCGAAAAAUUGGAGAUAAAAAGAAUAGCAAAUAAAGUAAUAGUAAUUUUACAUCAAAAAGACACACGAACGAAAUUUUUAGUUAGUUCAAAGAUAUGUCCGAAUAUCUCUCUCAUUGACGAAUGAUAUUAUCUAUCUUGUUAAAAUAUAUCUCUGUUUUAUCUUAAAUGGGAUUAUAUCGUUACGAUAUUUAGUUAUGAGUUAAGAAGCGUGGAAAAGUUAAAACACACAAAAAUAUACAAGUUCAUCAAUUCCCCGCUUUUCUCCUUCAUGAUUGCAGAUCGAAUGUACCAGACUUUCAUAACAUUAGAUUUACAAUAAAAUCACGUAAAAAUCGUUAGACGAUUUAAGGCAUGUCUAAAGAAAAAUUUACAAAAUCAUAACGUCUCGCGUUCAUUUCUACCUGUAGAUUAACAUUAAUCUCAGUCAUAACAUUUAAUUCACUUUUCGUCUUCUUCUAGUUCUAAGAAUUAAAAAAAAAGUUAAAGAGUAAAUUAAACUAAUUGUAAGAUUAAAGUUAAUCUACAUUGAUAGAAAUGGGCCUCAGUGAUGAAAUUCAUUAAAAAAAUGCCGUUCUCUUAUUUCAGAAUUUCGAAUUGUUAGUAAAAUCGCACGUAUGUUAAUGAGAAACGCUGUGAAGGAAUCGAGUUCACGCUACCGUAUUAA